AUGGUUCACCUCCUAGAGCUAUUUAAAGCCAUGGAGUCUCCUGUAAUGAUUGAACAGUGGCAGGAGGGUGGUGACUCCCUUAAUCAGUACCUGAGCAAGGCGGCACGUGGGAAAAUUAAUAGCCCUCACAACCAUCCUAAGGGACUAGUUGCCAAUGGGACAAAAGGGCAGGCUGAAGGCCACCCCCCUGAAUUACCAAGUACCAAGGCCCAAAAACAUGAGGGGGAUUCUUCCAUGGUUGCUAGGGAUAGAUAUGUUCUGCCUACCUUAGAGGAGGCUGAUGUUCAAAAAGUAUUCGGGAGGCGAGGGUCCUCCUUUCCAGUCUUCUUUGUGGAAUGA
Molecule: messenger RNA, 339 nt
Organism: Vicia faba (fava bean)
Lineage: Eukaryota; Viridiplantae; Streptophyta; Magnoliopsida; Fabales; Fabaceae
Source: the annotation of a GenBank genome assembly